Molecule: messenger RNA, 840 nt
Organism: Pleuronectes platessa (European plaice)
Lineage: Eukaryota; Metazoa; Chordata; Actinopteri; Pleuronectiformes; Pleuronectidae
Product: homeodomain-interacting protein kinase 3-like
Exons: 5
Coding region: 1-840 (279 amino acids)
Biological process (GO): peptidyl-threonine phosphorylation; peptidyl-serine phosphorylation
Molecular function (GO): protein serine/threonine kinase activity; ATP binding
Source: RefSeq, a predicted model, not a curated record
AUGGUCAUCCAAUGCAGGAAUGUGACCACCGGAGAGACGGUGGCUCUAAAAAUCAUCGAAAGCCUCUGGGACAUUGACUAUGCACAAGUAGAGGAGGUCAUCCUUCAAAACAUGAAGAAGCUGAACUCAGACAGGUUCAACAUCGUCAGAUUGUACGAGUCGUUCUUCUACAAGGAACACUACUGUCUUGUGUUUGAGCUCCUGGAUAUGGAUCUGCAGAAAUUCAAACGGAUCAGCCCGGGUCAACACCUUCAGCUGAAGCAGAUUCGCCCCAUUCUGCAGCAGCUAGCUACAGCCUUGGACUUUUUGAACAGCGCAGGGAUCAUUCAUGCAGAUUUGAAGCCAGAUAACAUCAUGCUGGUGGAUCAUGUCAGGCAGCCACUGAAAGUUAAAGUUAUUGACUUUGGCAUAUCCUUCGAUGAUCCUGAGGAAAUGCUCGGUCAAAACGUCCAGACCUUGUGGUACAGGGCUCCUGAGAUUCUGUAUCAAGAUCAUUUCAGCGGGAAAAUCGACGUAUGGUCUCUCGGCUGCAUUGCUGCUGAGCUGUCAAUGGGCAAACCGCUGUUCCGUUCCAAGGAUGAGGAUGAUUUGGGGGAUCAUCCUGUCUGGUUUCAAGACGUCCAGGCUGAAUUUUGUGACCUGCAGUGCUUCAUGGACCUAAUGACUCAGAUGCUGAUGAUGAGUCAGUAUAAAAGAAUUACCCCCGGCAGAAUUCUCCAGCAUCCAUUCAUCACCAUGAGCCACCUUCAAGGCUCAUACAAAAACAGCCUCUAUUUGAAGUCAUGCAAGGAUCUGAUGGACAUCUGCCAGGAUCAGAGCUCUGAGGAUGGAGGACAUUGA